Messenger RNA from Pomacea canaliculata, 3404 nucleotides. RefSeq names its product G-protein coupled receptor GRL101-like. Gene Ontology annotation, cellular component: membrane. Gene Ontology annotation, biological process: G protein-coupled receptor signaling pathway. Lineage: Eukaryota; Metazoa; Mollusca; Gastropoda; Architaenioglossa; Ampullariidae. The record is from RefSeq and is a predicted model, not a curated record. Gene Ontology annotation, molecular function: G protein-coupled receptor activity; protein-hormone receptor activity.
UUGUCCUAUGACUGUGUUCCCAAAGGAAAUAUUUCAGGCUCUGUCCGACUGGAGACUGUUUAUGCUGACAACUACAAGCUGUGCUGUCCGGCGACACUACCCCGAGGGUUCAACGUGCUCAACUGUCACGCUCCCUCCGAUGAAGUGUCUUCCUGUGACGAUCUGCUGCGCUCCAACCUGUACCGCGUGGCACUCGCCAUCUUUGCCUCGCUGGCCUUACUAGGAAAUGUCGGCACACUGCUUUACCGCUUCAUCUUCCACAACAGCACAGGUAACGUGGGCUACGAUGUCUUUGUCACCAACCUGUGUGUGGCCGACUUUCUCAUGGGUGCAUAUCUCUUUAUCAUCGGCAUCGCUGACUACAGGUACAAAGGUAUUUACCUGUGGGAGGAUGUCGGGUGGAGAAACAGCGAUUUGUGCAAGGUGGCGGGUUUUACGUGUUUGUUGUCGUCUGAAGUGUCAGUUUUUAUAAUAUUUUUCAUUACUGUUGACAGGUUUUUAGUUCUUCGUUUUCCAUUUAGUCAGGUACGGUUUAAAAGAACUUCAGCUCAGGUAGUGUGCGCCUUGUCUUGGCUAACAGGAGUUGGUCUGGCAGCGGUUCCUCUCAUUCCGCCCACCUCCCACUGGGACUUUUACAGUCAGACCAGCAUCUGUAUUCCUCUCCCAACAUCAAGAGUGAUGUUUUCUGGUCGCUUGUAUUCCUAUGGCGUGAUGAUUAUCUUGAAUUUAAUCUUUUUUCUGUUAAUAUUGUUCGGGCAAAUCCUUCAUUUACUGGUCAGUUCGUUCCAACUCAAUAUCUUCCGUCAGCUCGUCAAGAGUAACAAAGACUUGACUAUCGCCAGACGCCUCAUCUCAGUCGUCAUGUCGGAUUUUCUGUGUUGGUUUCCUGUUGGUCUGACGGGAAUCCUCGCCUCGUUCGAUGUUCCCAUCGUCAGUGAGGUCAACGUUGUUAUCGUCAUUUUUGUUUUGCCUUUCAACUCUGCGCUAAACCCAUUCCUGUACACCAUCAACACCUACUUGGAGCGCAGACGGCGCGUGCUGGAGGAACAAAGGCGAAAUCGUAUCAUUGCUCAGGUGAAGUGUUUAGCUUCUAAUACAGGUUCUGACAAUACAAGGGUCACUCUGACCCACAAUGAAGCCCUCGACCUCCUUCAGACCAUGUUUGCAGUCAAAUACUGACCUCGGAGUCACUAGAAAGUCAGAAUGACGAUCAAAAUAGGAGUGUAAGACAACCAGUCUUUCUGAAAGAUAAAAUUAUUGUUUGGUUUUUUUUUUGUUUCUUUCUUUUGUAUUUGGUUUUGUUUUUUGCUAAUUGUAAGUUUAUAUAUAUAUGGGACCACUGGGCGAGUGGUCAUUUGAUCAUAUAUAAUUUCAAAGUCACCAUGUUCUCACCUAAAUUUGUGCUUUUUAAUUCUUUACGAAAACUACUUUGAAUGCCAAUUAGUGAGCAGUUUCAAUUUACAUAUGAUGCACUUAUGAGCGCACAAAACAAUUUAAUUAUGUGGAAAACUAAAUUUUCCACAAAAAAUUAUAAAAUUCCAUCCUCGGGCAGGACAUGUUUUUUGUUAUGUAGAAUACUUGAAGAGCGAUAUUGAACUCUAGUAAUAGUUCUUUCCUAACAGAAGUGACAGAGGCUAGGUAAGAUGUCAGCCAUAUUAUCCACAUUAUCUAUAUCAUUGCACACACGGACUUUUAUCGAGAGAUACUGUUUAACAAUGACAUUAUUCUAUAUUUCUACAUAUCUUGUUGCAAGAGAUCAUACAUUGCAAAUCGUUGGCAACCGCUUUCUUAGCAUCGGAAUAUUUGAGCUUGUCUUAGAAAACAUCAUCAAAGUAAGUACAUUUAGAGGUCAGUAAGUGGAGAACCUUCUAUCUGCUUGACCUGUAGGUGGACACUCAUGUAAGUGGACAUUGCCUGCCAUCAGUAAACACUAUCAGCAACAUUUUAUUGAGAGGAAUGUGACAGGUUCAUGUUUAGUCAUCAGUAAGUAAAAGGUCGCAUCACUAAAAUACCAGAACAGUGUUUUAUCAGUUCAUUCUUCUGGUACACACCCGACAUUUCUUAGGUAGAUCAGUGUAUUUCUCUGUCUUCUCUUUAAAAAUAAAGCCUUUCUGAGGAAAACCACUCUUUUGCCAUAACAGGAUGGGAUUUUUCUCGUCAACGAAUUAUUCCACUUAUUUAUUUUUUAUUAUUUCAAGUCAUCACUGAGUUUGAUUUAUUAGUUGUUUCUGUUAAAAACUUAGAUGGUAAUGUACUUAUCUUCGUUGAAAGUUAGGCAUCUUGAUAUUGUCAAGAUGUAUGAAUCAGAUGUGUGAAAAUGUUUAAAUCAAAUGAACCACUCAGUCUCAUGCUACGUCCCUAAAUAUAUUUUAUCCUCAGAAAAUUUCAAAGGUUCCAAUGUUAUUAAACAGAAAUUGCUGACAGAAUAAUCGCUGUUUGAUGAGGCAGCGAUUACAGGAACCUGUCCUCUGUUUAUCUUGUGACAAAUUACAGAAUUUAUUAGAAUUAAUUAAUCGUUUGUAUAAAGUUCGUAUUCUCUUAUAACUAAGUGGAAAAAAAGGUAAAAAAGGAAAAUAAAGUUUCUCCAUCCUGUAGAAUAAUCGCAUAAUACCAGCUGACAGACUUAGGGUGGAGUUUACAGUAUUUCAACACUGAUGGGAACCAAAACCAGAAACUUCUUACACUGUAAUUAAUUGUUGUUGGUGUGUCACAUGCAAACAAACCUCAGCUACCUCUGACUACCUCGUUCACGAUAAAUGGACAAAAGCAAUAGUUGUAGUGGUAAAGUAGAGAGUUGUGUGAAGACAGUCUUGACAGUCGGAAUGUAUUCAAUGAGUGCAUGUGCUCUGACAAUUAUCAUUAAUUAAACCUACUUUAUUGAGAUUGCACGUUCAUAAAGAUUAGAAACCAUCCGUCUCUGUAAUCUUUUAUUGGAUAAUUUUAUAAUUAUGUAAAGCCAAUAGUGAAGUUUGAAAACAAAAAGAUGAAAGGAGCAAUGGAGUCCAAGUCAGUAAACAAAACACUUCAUUGCCCUGUCUCCUGUGUAAACAGCGAUGACCUGGUUGAGAGAUGCUAGAUGAGGAUUUGAUGCUUGGGAGACAGUUACAGUCGGAAAAGAGGCUUCGUUGGUGUCGUCGUCUAACUGCCGUGUGAUGAUGUGUGUACUAUCAUCAUAUUUUAGUGUGUACAUGAACAUUAGAAACACUGCCAGACAGCAGGCCUCACCUGCAGACAGUCAAACAACAAUAGGUGUGAACUGGUAGCAUAUGAAAAAAUGCGGUAGAAUAUUUAUUCUGUUAUAUAAUUGACACUGCUCUAUAUUUGAACUAUUUUAACUCUAGUCGACUCAGUUAAUCAUUACUAACUUAAUGUAAGGUACGUCGGUUUGACAGAGAAAUAAUAAA